AUGUUUUUUUCGACGGCUUCUGUUCCGCGAGUGGCAUCGCGACUGUCACGUCCAAUUGGCUUUGGUGAGUCGCUGCGACGAGCCAACCAUACUCAAUCCCCGCGGGUGGCUGUUUUGUUCCAAGCUAUUGACCCCCCGAUUAUUGGCGGUGUUCGCAAGCCUCGUAAACCUGGUGGCUAUCAGGAUUCCGGUGCAGACAUUGCAUAUACUCUACAAUCCAAAGGAAUCCGGAGCAUCACGCCCGAGCCUUCCCCUCAACUAGAGGUUGAUCAAGGCUGGUGUUUCGCGGACACUGAAGAGGGUAUUGAAUCCGCCUUGAGCAAGGGAGCUACUCAUCUGUGGGCCAACACCAUUCUCUUCAACGCUCACCCCCUCCAGAGCUCUCAGAAACUGUCUCGUCAUGCUUCUGAAGUCUAUGUCGUGGGGCAACCACCAGCUCUCGUCGAGAACUUUGAUGAUAAGGCCUACUUGAAUGGCAAGCUUGGCCAGCUCGGUGGUUUCACGCUCCCAAAGUCAUGGCUUGCGUCAGAUACUGCUACACUAGAGAAUUGCCUUUCAUCUAUCAGCAGGUACCCGGUGGUGGGGAAGCCAGUCCGUGGAAGAGGUAGUCAUGGCGUGAAAGUUUGCCAUGACCCGGUGGGACUGAAAGAUCAUGUGCAGAAGUUGCUGCAGGAAUCACCGCUGGUAAUGAUUGAAGAGUAUUUACCUGGGGAAGAGGCCACCAUUACUGUUAUGCCUCCGUCUCCCGAAGUGUCAGAAUAUUGGAGUAUGCCUCCGGUCACAAGAUUCAACCAUGCUGAUGGCAUUGCUCCCUACAAUGGCGUGGUGGCCGUUUCCUCCAAUUCCCGAGUGGUGACAGAAAGUGAAAUGAAGGACCCAGCAUAUCACAAGAUAAUGAACGAAUGCGUUCGCGUAGCAAAGCUUAUAAAAGCGACGGCACCAAUCCGGGUGGAUGUUCGGCGAUUUUGCGAGGGCUCUGAGUUUGCUCUUUUCGAUAUUAAUAUGAAACCGAACAUGACUGGGCCUGGUAGACCCGGUCGCGAAAGUCAAGCCAGUCUAACGGCGAUUGCGGCUGCAGCCCUCGGAUGGGAUUACGGGACCCUUUUGAAGCAAAUACUGGCUACGGCUCAACCUCUCGCUUCGUUCCGUUCGUACCGUAGUCCAUUUUAG
Messenger RNA from Aspergillus tubingensis, 1170 nucleotides. RefSeq names its product glutathione synthetase ATP-binding domain-like protein. NCBI's taxonomy places the organism in Eukaryota, Fungi, Ascomycota, Eurotiomycetes, Eurotiales, Aspergillaceae. The transcript has 3 exons. Bases 1 to 1170 code for a protein of 389 amino acids. Gene Ontology annotation, molecular function: D-alanine-D-alanine ligase activity; ATP binding; metal ion binding. The record is from RefSeq and is a predicted model, not a curated record. Gene Ontology annotation, biological process: peptidoglycan biosynthetic process.